CUUCGUCGAGAAGCUCAAGGACAUGGGCAAGAGCCUCGUCAAGAAGGUUGCUGGUGCCUUCCAGCCCAACAAUGCCCCGGCGUCACUCCUGUCUUUCUCCUUCCUAGCAAAGCACCGCUACAAACGCAAUCCCAAGUCCGCGUCCAAUACCAAAAAAAACUGCAGUUUCUACCGAUCCUCUCUCCAAAACACCGACAUCAGCACCAUGUGUUUCGGCAAGAAAUCCUCCAUCUCCGCCGACUCCUUCUCAUCUUCGUCGAGCGAUGAGUUCAAUGCUCGCCCUAUCGAGCUCAACACCAUCCGCCGCGUCAACUCUCCUCGCUGCGCUGCCAGAGGCACUGCCUACUUGCCUUACCAGGUCGCUCAAGCCGCCUCAGACCGUGACACCAUCCGUGUCGUCAACAAGAGUCCCGCCGACCAUGCUAACCAGCAGAAGUACCAGCCCCAGGCAGACCCUUCGUGUUUACCAUUUCACGUGUUCGAGCACGACUUUUACCAAACACAGACCGCAACUCUGACGUAUCCCACGCGACUCACCAUAAUCAUCAGCAUUACUCCCGUACUGCAGCAAUCUACUACAAUGUGCCUCCCAGUUUUCAAGCACAGUUGCUUUGUUUUCGGCGCCGUCAUCAACCUCGUCCUUCUGAGCUUGACCAUCUACACUGCUCAGACCGGCAAGCCCUUUGCUGUUUGGGGCUCUCUCCUCAUUGCUUUCCUCCUUGCCUUCGUUUUCGUCGCUUCUAUCACCAUGGGUAAUCUCCGCUACGAGCCUCGCCACACCCCCAAUUCCUCCUACAUCGUCCCUCUCUACGACGAGGAGAUCGAGCUCUACCACAUUGGUACCUCGCCUCUGUCAACCAUCGAAGAAGACCCUGCUCAAACGGAAGUUUACCGCCGCCUGCUCCGCGACCGUCCUCUUCCCCCUGAGCCAGCACUCAGCCCUCCCAGACGCGGCUCGCCUUUUCCCACUCUCAUUUCACCUAUGAGCGACCCCUUC
Messenger RNA from Aureobasidium uvarum, 997 nucleotides. NCBI's taxonomy places the organism in Eukaryota, Fungi, Ascomycota, Dothideomycetes, Dothideales, Saccotheciaceae. The record is from the annotation of a GenBank genome assembly.